AUGAGUACCACAUCCGUGCAUAUACAUGCAUAUGAACGAACAUGUCCAAUAUAUCAAAAUAAAUGUGUAAAUGAUGGAAUAACACAAGUAUUAAUUGAUAUGGGUGGACAUUAUUUUACUUAUGGAUCUUAUUAUGAUAUACAAUGGAUUAUUUAUCAUGAUAUUUACUUUGGAUAUACUCAUGUACAUGCUAAUAAAACAUAUUUAACAUUUAAUUAUUAUCAUUCGGAAGAUGAUAAACUAUCUGAUCAAUUUCAACUUAAGAAAUAA
Rotaria sordida is the source of this 270-nucleotide messenger RNA. Lineage: Eukaryota; Metazoa; Rotifera; Eurotatoria; Philodinida; Philodinidae. The record is from the annotation of a GenBank genome assembly.